Molecule: messenger RNA, 813 nt
Organism: Zygotorulaspora mrakii
Lineage: Eukaryota; Fungi; Ascomycota; Saccharomycetes; Saccharomycetales; Saccharomycetaceae
Gene: ATC1
Product: Atc1p
Exons: 1
Coding region: 1-813 (270 amino acids)
Source: RefSeq, a predicted model, not a curated record
AUGAGUGCAAAUGAAGGAUCAGAAAAUACAGAUUUAGAGAAAACCUUACAUCAUCUGCUUACUACAGACACACAUCAGGAGCAGGAGCAGGAGCAGGAGCAGGAGCAGGAGCCGGAGCAGGAGCAAGACCAAGACCAAGACCAAGACCAAGACCAAGAACAAGACCAAGACCCAGAAAAGGAACAACAACUGGAGAAAGAAGGUCAGAUACACAAUGUAGCAGAUACUGAUCCUGAAGACUUUGAUGUAAAAUACCCAGAAAUAGAUAAUGAGGAUAUUCAGUGCUCCGAUAUUGGUAUUUUAGAUUCGGACAUAAUGCAGGGAAAGCAUUUGACAUUGGAGAGUCUAUUGGAGUCUGGUGACAGUAUGAUGUUUGAUCUAGAUGAUACUCCAAAAAAGAGACUGUCAAAUGAAAUAGACGUUGACCAAGAUUUUGAAGCUUCUAACAAAAGGAAAAAGCUCGAUACUGCAGCGUACGAGCAAUUGCUUUCACCAGCAUCAUUGUCACCAUUGUCUACAGACGGCAAUACAAAUACAAACAAUAAUAGCAUUUUAUCAAAGAUAGCUGAAGUAAAAUCAGUCGAUUCUUAUACCAAUGAUUUCACUAUAGAACAGAUCAAGGAAAUGAAGAAAAGAAUUAUCAAUACCCAUAAAUUAUUUUUGAAUUUUAAUCUCCUUAAAGACAGUUACUCAAAAACCUGUGUCGAAUUCAAAAAAGUUUUGAAUAUUUUGAAAGAUAGUGAAAUCCACAGAUCACAUUUGCUGAAGGAAAAUCAAGAACUAACACUCAAGCUAGAUGCUCUGACAAAAUAA